AUGACACACGCUAAGAUGUCAUCUGGUGGUCCUAAGAAAACUCAGGAGUUUUCUGAUAAAAGCAAACCCCAAGCUAUUCGGGAAAGUAACAUCGUCGCAGCCAAAGCUGUUUCCGAUGCUAUCCGAACUAGUUUGGGUCCAAGGGGUAUGGAUAAGAUGAUCUUAGAAGCUAAAGGGGACGUAACCAUCACCAAUGACGGUGCGACAAUUCUCAAGCAAAUGAAGCUUCUUCAUCCUGCAGCCAAAAUGUUGGUUGAGCUGUCCAAGGCUCAAGAUAUUGAGGCUGGUGAUGGAACAACUUCAGUUGUUAUUCUUGCUGGUAGUCUUCUUGACGCCUGUUCCAAGCUUUUGAACAAGGGUCUCCAUCCUACCGUUAUCUCUGAAGCUUUCCAACUUGCGGCAAAGAAAGCCUGUGAGGUUAUCACUUCUAUGGCCCAACCUAUUGAUAUCAAUGAUAGGGAGAUGCUUCUUAAAAUCGCUUCGACCUCUUUGAAUUCAAAGGUUGUUUCUCAGUACUCUAGCAUUUUAUCUCCAAUUGCUGUCGAUUCAGUUCUGGCUGUUACUGAUAUGGACGAUCCUGAUGCGGUUAAUCUUAAGGAUAUCCGAAUUGUAAAGAAACUUGGUGGUACAGUCGAAGAUGCCCAACUUAUUGAUGGUCUUCUCUUGAGCCAGCGAGUUGAGUCAGGUUGCGGUGUUCGUCGUGUGGAGAAAGCGAAGAUUGCUCUUGUUCAAUUCUGCAUUUCCCCACCAAAGACGGACAUGGAGAACAAUGUUGUUGUCACCGACUACACUCAGAUGGAUCGUAUUAUGAAGGAAGAACGUCAGUACAUUCUUAACAUUGUCAAAGCUGUCAAGAAAUCUGGUGCCAAUGUUAUUCUUAUCCAAAAGAGCAUUCUUCGUGAUGCCGUUAAUGAUCUAGCUUUGCAUUUCUUCGGCAAGCUUAAAAUCAUGGUUGUCAAGGAUAUUGAACGUGAUGAGAUCGAGUUCAUUUGCAAGACACUUAGGUGUGUGCCAGUAGCUAGCGUCGAUCAUCUCACACCUGAUGUGCUUGGAAAAGCCGAUCUGGUUGAGGAGAUGGAAAGUGGUGGAUCUAAGAUUGUUAAAAUCACUGGAAUUCAAAACCGUGGUCGUACGGUCUCUGUUCUUUUGAGGGGUUCAAAUAAACUAGUACUUGAGGAGGCUGACAGAUCUCUGCAUGAUGCUCUAUGUGUCAUUCGUUGUCUUGUCAAGCGUCGUGCGCUGAUUGCUGGUGGUGGAGCCCCAGAGAUUGAAAUCUCCCAAAAGAUGGCCCACAUGGCAAAUGAAUCAACUGGUUUGGAUCAGUAUUGUCUAAGAGCUUUUGCUGAUGCUAUGGAAGUUAUUCCAUACACUCUUGCUGAGAAUGCUGGUCUCAAUCCCAUUCAGACUGUCACUGAGCUUAGAGCGCGUCAUUCAAAUGGUGAAGUUAAUUGUGGUAUCAAUGUUCGCAAGGGUUUCGUCAGUGAUAUGAUGGCUGAAAAUGUUUUGCAACCACUUCAAGUUACUCACAGUGCUGUUACUUUGGCAACAGAAACUGUUCGCAGCAUUUUGAAGAUUGAUGAUGUAGUAAGUUAA
Molecule: messenger RNA, 1593 nt
Organism: Rodentolepis nana
Lineage: Eukaryota; Metazoa; Platyhelminthes; Cestoda; Cyclophyllidea; Hymenolepididae
Source: the annotation of a GenBank genome assembly